UAACUCAACAGCAAUUCGCCGCAAAAUUGACACCAGCUAAGGAAUUAAUACAAAUCAUAUUCCUCAUUUAUCAACAGACCGUUGAGGAAAGCGUUAGUUUUUGUCACUCAAACAUUGAAUAAAUAAAGUAGAGAAAAACCCAAAAAAAAGAACAAAAACAAAAUAAACCUCAUUGUGUCUGACGACUAAGAUCGAUUAUCUUUAAGAACGUUUGUGGUGUUAUAUGGGGAUGAAUGAAAGUCGCUGAUAACUCUGAAAGUGAUUAAUUAUUACGUAGAAUUAUAAAAAGAGAAAAAAGUAUAAAACUAAAAUGGUUUUAAAAACAAUUUGCUUGAUUUUAAGUGUCACGGCUCUAAUAGGAUCUGGUAUUUAUGUUCGUGCCCAAGAGGAGGCUGACAUUGACUAUGACAGUCCAAAUUCCAUUGAUGAUCAUAAUGUUAAAGCCACUGAAAAUCGUUUGGCUGCUCAACUGUAUGCCGUUUUGGAACAUUAUAAACAAGAAGAUCCUCUAGGUUUUCCUGGUGCUCCUAUACCUGAUCCCAUGGAUGUACCAGAUAUGAAAAAAAGUCUUGGCAUGGCCACCUUAACAAUGAUGAAGGUUAAGGCUUAUGGUUUAUCGAAAUUUCGUAUUGCCAGCAUUAAUGCCGAUCUGAAAGCAAUGAAGGUAUGUACAUAUAUACAAGGUGUAAAACAGUGUAAAAAAAGAGAUAAUUGAAUAUGAUUAAACAGU
Messenger RNA from Lucilia cuprina (Australian sheep blowfly), 730 nucleotides. RefSeq lists its product as uncharacterized. NCBI's taxonomy places the organism in Eukaryota, Metazoa, Arthropoda, Insecta, Diptera, Calliphoridae. The transcript is spliced from 2 exons. Bases 311 to 715 code for a protein of 134 amino acids. The record is from RefSeq and is a predicted model, not a curated record.